ACUUUGUUUCACUGUGAGUAACAUUAAUAGCCACACUGUAGAAAAUAUACACAGGCUGUAUUACAGGGGCCUGAUUGUUAUGAAUCCACAUGGGACAAUGUCUCACUAUCCACUUCUUUAAAUACCACCUCUAAAAAUGGCCUGGAGAGGAAGUGGUAUGUGAGUGUCCUGUCACAGGUGGCGAGCAGCAUUGCAGUGACAGAUGCGUCACAGCGACAAGUCAAGGUGAAUGCCAUUUAUCUCUGGCAGGAUCGUGACACUGUGACCCACCCAUGUGAUCUGCUUUCACUAUUAGUGAAGCAUGAGCUCCUUAAAAUCUCGCUUGCUGGAACAUCUACAGAGUUGCAAAUAACCCCCUAAGGAUUUGUGAAAGUAACAUAAGGACUGUCUCUCAGUCUAACAACUCAGUCCAGCAGAGUGACAUGAAAGCUCAGUGUCAGACAUGCAAAAAAAUAACCAGGAUCGUCUCAUGAGGCAAAGGGAAGCGAUCAGAUGCAGACUGAAGAAACUGAAUGGCAAGCAAAAUCAAAUCAAAUCAAAGUCCUCUGCAAUGAGAGAAAGUAUAGUGAAGAAGUAUGAAGCAAUGCGGAGAGUUCUGGAGGAGGACUGUAGGAUCUCUCUGUCCCUGCUGGAGAUGGAGGAGACGGCUGCAGUUCGAGCGCUGGAAAACCUCAUUGAGGCAAACGGCGUCCUGCUCAGAGACAUUGAGGUUCAGCUGAAUGAAGGGAUGAUGGACAGUGACAUACAACUUGGUGACAGGGUGAGCCUUUUAUCAGCAGAACAAUUGGAGUUGCUGGAAUCGACAGACCCAGGUCUCAUUAAACUUGAUGAGGCCAAAUCAGAUCAGCUACUGGGCCUCACCAACAAUUUACUACUGUUUAUCCGCUCACAGAUCCCCAUCGCUAAGAGGCUGCUGAAGAGCUAUUCCUCAGAAGUGGUCCUGGACCCUUCCACUGCCCAUCCCAAGCUGAUUAUUUCAUCUGAAGGGAACUGUGCCACUUUCACAGAUGUAUGGCAAGAUGUCCCUGAGCAUGAGGGACGCUUUGAUACCACCCUUAAUGUCUUAAGCAUCCAAUGCUGGGACUCUGGUCACCAUUACUGGGAAGUAGAUGUGAGUGGAAAGAUCUACUGGGAACUGGGUCUCACCUACCCAUCCAUCUCAAGAAAAGGCCAAAAGGAGGACUGCUGGUUGGGCCGACAUGCUGAAUCUUGGUGUUUGGAGUACUUUGACGGAGACUACAAUGCUUGGCAUGGAGGUACUGCUCAUCCUUUACCCAUUUCCACCUGCUUCCAUCGGAUAGGGAUCUUCUGCAGUUUUCCUGGAGGUCUGGUGACAUUUUUAGGGGUGGAUAGCAUGACUCCGCUCUACUCUUUCUGUGCAGGGACAUUUACAGACUCUCUACAUCUGGCUCUUUGUCCAGGUCAUGAUCUUCAGGGGACAAAUUCAAAGCCUAUUAGGAUCUGUUGAUCAUGUUGUAGAAUUUAGAAGAUAAAGUAGGCCUUCCUAGCACAGGGUUGUUUGAUUUCACUCUGCCUUUGUGUAGAUUAGAUUUGUUAGUUUGUAUUUUCCAAAGCUAAAAAUGAAACGUUAUGAAAUUUUGUAGAGUAACAGGUGAUUCAGUUGCACUGCGAACCUUUAACAAAUGUGAUGGCAUUCAUAAUCAUUUGGAAGAAUCAGCACUUCAAAAUGGUAUGGUAAAAGAUAUGCAAAUACAUUUACAUGCCAUAUGUACACUACCUUUCAAAAGUAUAGGGUUAGCAAAAAGAACAGCUCACCAUGACUGCAUUUCUUUGACAAAAAUACAGUAAAAAAAGGCAAUAUUGUGAAAUAUUAUUACAGUUUAAAAUAACAGUUUUCUAUUUUAAUAUAUUUUCAAAAUGGAUUUUAUCCCUGAAAUGGCAAAUUUGAAUUCCAGCAUCAUUACUCCAGUCUUCAGUAUCACAUGAUACUUUAAAAAUCAUUCUGAUUUGCUCAAGAAACAUUACUUAUUAUUAUCAAAGUUGAAAACAUUUGUGUUGCUUAAUAUUGUGUGGAAACUGAGAUACAUUUAUUUCAAAAGUCUUUUAAAAGUUCAAAAGAACAGCAUUUAUUUGAAUUAAAAAAAAUAUUGUUACAUAAUUAAGGCUGUUACUGUCCUUUUCAAUCAAUUUAAUUCAUCCUUGUUGAAUAAUAAAAUGUAUUCAUUUCUGCUGUCUUCAAACUUUUGAACCUUUUAGUGUAAAGCUAACAAGAA
Messenger RNA from Cyprinus carpio (common carp), 2234 nucleotides. Its product is annotated as probable E3 ubiquitin-protein ligase TRIML1. The coding region runs from base 443 to 1468 and encodes 341 amino acids. The transcript is spliced from 5 exons. The record is from RefSeq and is a predicted model, not a curated record. Gene Ontology annotation, molecular function: protein binding. Lineage: Eukaryota; Metazoa; Chordata; Actinopteri; Cypriniformes; Cyprinidae.